AUGGAAGACGACUGGGCUUCUCCGUGGGCAGAUGCAGACGAUCGAGACCCAACGGAGGUCAUCACAAUUCUCGAUGCCAAAGAUGCAAAGGACGCAAGGAGUGCUGGAAGUGCUGGAACGGACAUCCCGCAACCCCGGAUUCCGAACAGUAAUGUAGUGGUGCAUGACGACCCAUGGAGUACAGAGGAGCCCGAGUUCGGAGACGCUUCGGCAUGGGCAACUUCAUCCCCUGCUGUUGGUUCCGGUGCGGUCUCGGGGGUGAUAAGGGGCUCCGGGCUCCCGGAGUGGGUUGAGCCGGCAUCAGUGGGGGUUCCGGAGUUUGUUGUGAAGGGGGCUACGGAAGAAAAGGUAGGGUUACCGAGUACCUCUGGAGAUGCUGUUCAGCAACCAGAAGCAAAGAAGAACGGAGACUGGUUUGGGGCUACGGAUGAAGCAGACGCGUGGGCUGCUGGCUCUGAUUGGGGAGAUAUAAAGCACGAGGAAGUAAACGAAACCAACACGAGUAGGGAAUCAGCGCCAGGAGUCGUUCCAGAGAUCAAACCCCUUCCCAGCUCAGAUGAAUUGAUAGGAGACGUUAAUGGAGAGGGCUCUGUUUACGUGGACAAGCAGGAAGAUAAUAUCGAGGCUCCGGACAACAAGCAAGUUGAAAUUGAGAUUGAAACAAGGGGGAAAGAAGAAACAAUUGCACCAGACAUCGCACCAAUCGAGGCCCCAUUGACUUCCGAGACGAUAUCUCUUACAGAGCCAACACCUGAAAUUGAGAAAGAGCCCGAAGGAGGGUCAAACAUUGGUCAGGAGGAAACAAAAUGCGAGGAGGAAGAAGAUGAUGAUGAUUUUGGGGACUUUGCCAACGAAGGCGACUUUGAGGACGCCGAAGAAAGCCUAACAAAGGAUAUUCCCGAGGAGUCCCCCCCUCUACCUCAAACGCCACAUUUUAAAGUUGAUACUCCAUUCAAUAUCGACACUUCUCUCCUCAGCAAACUGUAUCCUAUUUUUACAAGCUACCCAGAACCGCCUCCGAUCAAAGAAAUUAUAUACGCCACAAAUUCGCGAAAGGCUUGGUAUCGUUUGUCUCAGAGCGGAACCAUAAGGAAAGACAAGAGCGGGGAUGAUGACUAUGUCAGAGUCACCUGGGUAGGUUCCAAGAUCCAGGAAGACGUCAAUAAGAUCGUAUCGAGAUGGAUGGCAGAAGAUAAAAGCUCCGGGGGAGGCGUGGCUUUAGGAGGCUCCCAGAGAUUGGGGGCGAUGUUUGGCUGGGGAGAGGGUGUCGAACCGGUCGAAAAGAAGACGUUACCUGUUCAAUGGAACACGGUAAACACUCACUCUCGCCAUAGUAGUCUUGUUGUUGGUAAAACCACAGGCCAAGGGCUUACGAAACCUCCGUUUGAUAUAUCAACUACAAAGACUUCUCCCGCCGAAAGUCAAACAGCCCCAUCUUCUCCCCUUGUAGCGAGUUUUGGGUGGAAUAACUUCGAUAAUUCACAACCAAUUAUUGAAUCUCAUCCUAAUUCAAGCUCUAACUCGGCCAAAGGGGAUGAAAAGUUACCCUCGACACCUUAUAGGGCAAGCCUUCAUAGUACCCCUUCGAGGAUGUCGUCCCAACCGGUAACUCCCAGUAGAUCUGUGGUCUCUCAUUCGCCCGUUGCAAGUAACCACUCAAGCAAGCCCUCGCAUAGCUUGGCGACGACACGACCGUCGAGCCCAUCACCUCAAAGUACCCAAAGAACUGCAGAGGCAACUGCAACCACCCCUAUUAUCCCAGCAUCGAUGGAUAGCCUCUUCUCAUCAAAUCCAGGGGUUUCGAUGUCAGGGGAACAACCAAAGUCAAUCUCGGUUCCAGUCCCUAGCACCAGCUUCGAUGAAUGGGGCGCCUUUGAAAAUAUUGCGACCACAGUUAAGCUACCGUCUAAUAUUGAGGCCAAUUGCAACUUUGAUGAGUGGGGUGCUUUUGAGGAUCCGAACAAGGCUGCCGAAUCCAAACCUUCCAGUUCGGUUGCAAGGCAAGGCCGAAUUUCCUCCCUGCUACAGCCUGUCAGCACCUCCGAGGCGACCAAACUAGCGAUAGGCUUGGGCGAAGACAAUGGAUGGGGCAUGCCUGCAGAACCAUUACAAAUGACUAAAGAUACUAUUCCUGGUGGAUUAUCGGGAAAGCUCUCUGCCACUCCAGAGUUAAAGAAGCUGUCCAUGUUAGAAGGGCAAGAAAUAGAUGGUUGGAGCUCUUCGCCUGCCUUUGCCGGUUCAUCGAUAUCCAAGUCGUCGCCGGGCCAAACAUUUGCGCAACCUUCCCCCAAACCCCCUGGCGGAUCGCAAUCCAAACCCCUUGGGGCUUCUGGUUUGAGUUCACAGAAUACAGAUGAUUGGGGAUCGUUUGACGCUUUCGAAAGCUCCAUGUCAACUAAGUCUUCUGCACCCCCCCUAGGGUCCGCCCAUCUCUCCGAUGAACCGAGUCGUAAAACUACGGAAGUCUCUGGUCCGAAAACCACUGGUACCGAUAACUGGGGAUUUGAUGCAUUCGAGUCUACAUUGACGCCCAAGCCAAAAAUACACAGCCAAGUAUUAGGAAAUCCGCCUACGUAUGCUAUACAUAAUAGAACCAGCUCAGUCGGAAAGACCCAACCGAAAGCCUUGAAAGUCGAUCCUUGGGGCUCCUUCGAUGCAUUUGAAGUAUCAAAGACAUCUGAGGUGUCAAAGCCAAAAGCAACAAACAGUCUACCACGUCUAGAGCCAAGAUCGAGUGGCAGCGGCAGGAUUACCACCACCAGUCACGUUAUUCCAGCAAUAUCUAAGCUAGCUAUUAAUGAUGAUGAUGACGAUGACGAUUGGGGCGAGAUGGUUCAGUCCCCCGUUGUACCGAAGGGUAGCAACCCCUUCUCGAAUGCUCUGCCUAGCCCCCUCAACCCCAGCUCUAGAACGAUUUCCCCGGCUCCAUUUCAAAACGCGCAGCCACAACCGAAGGCAUCCAUGGUACCUAGUACACAAUCAACCGCAUCCAUGUUUGAUUUUAGCAGCUUUGAGAAACCACCUGCCCCACAAAAGACAAGUAGUAACAACACUGCAAGCAACGGCAACGGUGGGAACGACACGUGGGACCUAUCAUUCUUCGAUGGUUCGGUUUCUACCACUGCUGCCACUCCGGUCAACGUGUCAGCUCCGGCGCCUUUUUCCAACCAGGCUACCACCACCACCACCACUAGCAGUACCGACCUGUGGGAUGCUCCGCCGCCUUCGGUCACUGGUCGGCGUGAGAACGCAAAGGAGGCGGAGGAGAAUAGACUUGUUUAUGGGGUAGUGGACGGCUUACCGGAUCUGAGUUAUAUGCUCCAGUAG
Messenger RNA from Morchella importuna, 3327 nucleotides. RefSeq lists its product as uncharacterized. The coding region runs from base 1 to 3327 and encodes 1108 amino acids. Lineage: Eukaryota; Fungi; Ascomycota; Pezizomycetes; Pezizales; Morchellaceae. The transcript is spliced from 2 exons. The record is from RefSeq and is a predicted model, not a curated record.